Messenger RNA from Amphiprion ocellaris (clown anemonefish), 1235 nucleotides. It is a transcript of the gene smco4, whose product is annotated as single-pass membrane protein with coiled-coil domains 4. Bases 30 to 377 code for a protein of 115 amino acids. NCBI's taxonomy places the organism in Eukaryota, Metazoa, Chordata, Actinopteri, Pomacentridae. The record is from RefSeq and is a predicted model, not a curated record. The transcript has 2 exons.
UAAACAUCCUCCUCUCACCCACCUUCUGGAUGGAGUCCAGAGGGCAGUCCAGGACAGAGCUGACCGUCCUGACCAGUUUGUUGAGUCUCCUUCUAUCCCUGCCUGUGCUUCCACAUCCCCAUCCUACACGGAACCUGAUGCCAUGCCUCCUGAUGACAUUUCCAAGGGGUUCCUGUGAGCACAGUGGAGACAUGAGGCAGCUCAAAGGCAAACCCAAGAAAGAAACAUCUAAGGACAAGAAGGAGCGGAAGCAGGCCAUGCAGGAAGCCCGACAGCAGGUGGCUACUGUGGUGCUGCCCACACUGGCUGUAGUGGUUCUGCUUAUUGUUGUUUUUGUCUAUGUGGCCACCAGGCCUGGUGCUAUAGUAGACAUUUAAGUUGUACUAGACAUGAACUCCAAAAACUGACCGGGGUUUGACAAAUGAACCGUGGCUAUACCCAAAGGAUUACCCUCACCAUGUGACAGCCAUCCCUCUGUAGGCCAAUAGCAGGUCUACAUUUGUCUUCAAGAAAGCCUCCUCCAAAGUAUGUGUGUUUGCAUUAAGCAGGAUUCCAGCAGCAAAAAAAGAAACUGUUGCUCCUUGAUGCCUUUAGAUGAGUGAGGACAUCAUUUUAGUGAAGCAAAUGGAUUCAUCUUGAUGUCUUACAAAAUUAUCCAAUAUCUUACAUACCAAAGGACUCACACAUAGCUUGUCAUGUUUGACCAGAGGUGUUAAAAACGUGUAAAUGGUCAACAGUUUUCCAAGCUGAUGCCAUAUUUGUCAAGUCAAUGCAACAUGAUCCUGGCUUCAGACAUGUACCACUCUUUGAGCAGAACUCACACCUACGGUAUCUGUAUACAUGAUGUGUGUAUGACAUUUGUGGCUGACUUCUGGAACAGCUGAAUCUUAAUGAAUGUUUUUGCAGAAUGUGUUAUCUCAAGUCUAGUAGGUUCAAGCACACUUGAAUUUCUCCUUUUUUCAUGCCAAUGUUGUCCUCUUUCUUUUCAUUACGUUAUUGACAACAACCACUGACCUUUGAGUGACUCAUUACAUCUCUGCUGAUAGAAUAAGGUGCCUUAACAGAUUUGAAACUGUUCUUACAGUUCAAUAAAAUAUAUUUAAUACAAAAACAACAACUUUGAGUUUGGUUAGUAUAUUUAAAUUAUUGAGUAUUGAAUCUUUUUCUGUACUUUUUCCUUGUAGUGCAGCCUGCCAGAAGUGUAUCAAAGGUCAAUAAAAACAUAGCAGAUACAA